This is a messenger RNA of Dromiciops gliroides (monito del monte), 1294 nucleotides long. RefSeq names its product mas-related G-protein coupled receptor member X1-like. The record is from RefSeq and is a predicted model, not a curated record. Gene Ontology annotation, biological process: G protein-coupled receptor signaling pathway. Gene Ontology annotation, molecular function: G protein-coupled receptor activity. Gene Ontology annotation, cellular component: membrane. NCBI's taxonomy places the organism in Eukaryota, Metazoa, Chordata, Mammalia, Microbiotheria, Microbiotheriidae.
UUUACAGUUGAGGAAGCUGAGGAAGAGAGAUGUUAAAUGACUUGUCCAGGGUCACGCAAAUAGCAAGUGUCUGAGGCUAGAUCUGAAAUCAUUUCUUACUCUGGGCCAGUGUCUUGUGUUGUGGUGCCUCCUAGAGGCCCUGUAGAGAAAGGGAGUGGGGAAGAGGAGGCUCUUACUCCUGAAAAGGGGGAAAGGAGCGAAUCUCUGGAAAAGUUCCUGAAGCACUUACUUGUCUUCCUGUCCCCAGGGCAUCUGAGAGGAGCAGGGCUUCCUGAAGCUGAGACCAACCACCAUGGCUGUGUCCCCCACACCCAGGGAGCUGGAAUAUGUUAAUAACUACACGAGGGAAGCAAAUGAGAGUUUAGCUCCUGGUGCUGAAAAGUUGGAAUUGCAUGAUUGGAUGGAGACCCUCUCUCUGGUCAUUGCCCUGGCUGGGCUGGUGGGGAACAGCAUCAUCCUGUGGCUCCUGGGCUUCUGCAUCCCCAGGAAUCCCUUCUCCGUCUACAUCCUCAACCUGGCUGGAGCAGAUGCCCUCUUCCUUUGUUGCUCCUUUCUGAUUUCCAUAGAUCGAUUUGUUGAUUAUUUGUAUUAUUCUUUCACAUACAGAGUAAUGAUGUACACCAAAUAUUUGUUGUACACCAAAUAUUUGUUCUACACCGCCGGCCUGAGCCUCUUGGCUGCCAUCAGCACCGAGCACUGUCUCUCCGUGCUCUUCCCCAUCUGGUACCGAUGUCACCACCCCAAGCACACGUCUGUGGCUGUGUGCGCUGUCCUCUGGGCUCUGGCUGCUCUGUUGUGGGUAGCAUGUUUUCUCCUUUGUUUUUAUAUAUAUUGUUCCAAAUUCUUUCACACCUUCCUCUUCAUCAGGAUGGUGUGGUUCACCCUCCUCACCUGUGUGCUGUGCUUGUCCAGCCUGACUCUGCUGCUGAAGGUCCAGUGCAGCUCCCAGAGCCAGCACCCUCCCAGGCUCUACCUCCUGGUGCUAUUCACAGUUCUCUCAUUCCUCCCCUGUGGCCUGCCUCUGGAGAUGAAGUAUUUCAUAGCAAAGUUUGUUAUGCCAUAUUGGCUCCCUCAGCUCCUGGCCUGUGUGAACAGCAGUGUGAAUCCUUUCAUUUACUUCUUCCUCGGCAGCCAAAGGUACAAAAGUUGGGAGUCCCUCAGGGUGGUCCUCCAGAGGGCCCUGAGGGAUGAGCAGAAGUUGGGAGGUGGAACUAGGCACAACCCCCAUAUCAACAGCCCAGAGAUAUCCUUUUCUGAGGUUAAGGAUAAGAUGCUCAGACAUGGGAGUCUUUGA